This is a messenger RNA of Hansenula anomala, 1260 nucleotides long. RefSeq names its product Gts1p (gene GTS1). Gene Ontology annotation, cellular component: Golgi apparatus. Gene Ontology annotation, biological process: endoplasmic reticulum to Golgi vesicle-mediated transport; endocytosis; intra-Golgi vesicle-mediated transport. The transcript is spliced from 5 exons. The record is from RefSeq and is a predicted model, not a curated record. Bases 1 to 1260 code for a protein of 419 amino acids. Gene Ontology annotation, molecular function: protein binding; GTPase activator activity. Lineage: Eukaryota; Fungi; Ascomycota; Saccharomycetes; Phaffomycetales; Wickerhamomycetaceae.
AUGAGUAAAAGAAACCAAAAGAGAAUUGAGCAUGAGUUGAAGGACUUGAUCAAUGACAGAUCAAACGCCAAUAAGUGUGGUGAAUGUGGUGCUGGGUUUCCGACAUGGGCUAGUGUCAAUCUUGGUGUGUUCUUAUGUGGUAGAUGUGCUUCCUUACAUAGGAAACUAGGAGAAGAUGUUUCAUUUGUGAAGAGUUUGUCGUUAGAUAAAUGGGAUGAAGAAGAUUUAGAUAGCUUAUCCAGAAUUGGUAAUAAGAAAGCUAAACAAAUUUGGAAUCCAAAAAAGGUACCAUUCCCAUUUGAUGAUGAUGAUAAAGAUGAAAUUUAUCAAUAUUUGAGGCAAAAAUAUAUCCAGGGUAAAUUCCGUUAUGACCCAAUAGAUGAAGAUGAUUAUAACCUUCGCCCAAAAUCACGUUCCCACAAAUCAAGAUCAAGAUCCUCCACAGUGAAUUCAAGACCAAGUUCAAGACCAAGUGUCUCAAGCCGUUCAAUUCCAAGAUUAUCACAUAGAGACAUUUCAGAAUAUGAUAGAUUGAAACUUCGUAGUUUGGAGAAAAGGCUAGAAGAACAAGGUUUUACCAAUACUGAUGAUAAUUAUGAAAGUUUAUAUUUAGCUAAAGGUGAUUUCAACCUUGCAAUUGAUAUUUUAUCAAAUUCUGCAGCUGAUGAUCGUCCUGAAGCCAAACCAGCAUUACCAAGAAGGCCAGGGACUUCAGUUUCAAAUGGAGGAGGCAGUUCACAAUCAAUUUCACAACCAGUUAGUGCAUCUAGUGAUUGGUGGAAUGGUGCAUCACAACAAACUCCUUCACCAGCAAUAUUUGACGGAACAACAGGUGUCAACCCUCAACAAGCAACUGGGCUGAUUCAACCACCUCAACAAUAUCUUGACCCAGCAACUGGUAUUAUCUAUGUUGAUCCUAUUCAACAAGAACAAUAUUUACAACAACAGCAGCAAUUACAAUUACAACAACAACAAACUGGGUUCUUUCAACAAACGUCUCAACAACAACCACAACAAACAGGGGUGUUUCAGCAACCUCAGCAAACUGGUAUAUUUCAACAACCACAACAACAGCAGCAAACCGGUGCUUUUUACCAACAACCAUUUCAAACUGGUGGAGUUAUGCCUCAAAGAACUGGUGUUGAUAAGAAUCAACUACUUUCAUUAUAUAACACUGGUGGUCAACCACAACAACAAUCACAACAACAACAGCAAGGUUAUCAGUUUAAUAAUGGGUUCAAUGGGUAUUCAUACCAAUGA